AUGUCUUGGGACCGAUCACACCCUUCUCAUGACGAGUCGCGUUACAACGAGCGAAUUAUACCAUCACCAUGGCCUAUUACUGAUAAGACACACGAAUGUAUAACACGUCGUGAGGCAAUAUUACUGGUUGAUAAUGGAAAAAUCCAACUGUUAUUGUGUUUGGGUAUACCAAUAAUAACAUGUUUAUUUUUGCUGGUGCUAAUUACUCACAGGAUAUGGUCAAAAUAUUGUUGGAAAAAAGAUGAAAAACAAACUGAAAAUUUACAACAUGAUUCCAAGGAUUUAAAAGAAGUUAUUACACAUCAAGAUGAACCAGAAGACUUAUCAGUCAUGAUCAAUCCAGAAAUGAAACUUGAAAAACUUGUUCGAUUAAAAUCGUCAUUACCUUCACUUCGUGCUUUACCAAUUGAUUUUACGAACAUUGAUCUUCACAAUUUAGUGAAAGAUGAUGAACACUUUAAACAAGUUCGUGAUGGACUGGUUAAAUUAAAGAAUGAUGAUUUUACGAUUGUAUAUAGUGAAUGGAAAAAAGUUAAACAUGAUACAAGUGCAGUACCAGUUUCAACAAAAACAUGUGUUGCAUGUACAUUAACAAGAUUCAUAAACAAAUUUGUCGAAGAACUUGAUGUUCUACAACAACAUGUCAAACAUUUUACUACUCAAUCAAAUGCCUUCAAAGCGGCCAAACGAAAUUCAUUAGAAAAUUCUGAUAGUGCGACCAUACAACUUGAUUGGAAUGAAAAAUUAUACAAUAAGACAGGCAGUGGUUAUCUUUGGUCGAAAUUGGAACAAUAUGGCUUUGUCGCAUUAUCAGAUGACACAAGUCAUAUGGGUGAAUCAUGCUGGGCCUCUAUUCAACAGUUGUUAAAUAGUUUAAUUGAAAAAAAUAUCAAGCAUCUAACAUUUAUUAGUGAUUCCCCAAUUUCACAAUACAGAAACAAAACAAUUUUCUAUUUGAUAAACGACUUUGCAUUAAAACAUGAAGUUAUAGUUAGAUGGUUAUAUUUAGAAGCAGGACAUGGAAAGAGCAUUCCAGACGCAAUUGGUGCCAUUGUGAAAAAAAAAUUUGAUGAUUUAAUUUCGCUCAAUCCCAAUGAAUCGUAUCUCAAUGCUCAACAACUAUACGAUGGUAUUCUCAAUAAUACAAGUCUGAAAUUAUUUAUUUAUCAAAAGAUCGGAUGUUAUUGA
This is a messenger RNA of Rotaria sp. Silwood2, 1188 nucleotides long. The record is from the annotation of a GenBank genome assembly. Lineage: Eukaryota; Metazoa; Rotifera; Eurotatoria; Philodinida; Philodinidae.